Molecule: messenger RNA, 978 nt
Organism: Pyricularia pennisetigena
Lineage: Eukaryota; Fungi; Ascomycota; Sordariomycetes; Magnaporthales; Pyriculariaceae
Exons: 3
Coding region: 1-978 (325 amino acids)
Biological process (GO): purine nucleobase biosynthetic process
Cellular component (GO): cytosol
Molecular function (GO): methylenetetrahydrofolate dehydrogenase (NADP+) activity; methylenetetrahydrofolate dehydrogenase (NAD+) activity
Source: RefSeq, a predicted model, not a curated record
AUGGAUUCCACUACAGAAGUACCUAAAACCUGCAAGGUCGUGACAGCAGAGACCAUCGCAAAAGGUCUUCUGGAGGAGGUCAGGUCGCAAAAGGGGACAGAUUCGAAACCUUAUCUGGCUGCCUUCCUGGCCAAUGACGACCCUGCUGCUCUUCAGUAUGCCCAGUGGUCCAAAAAGACGUGUGAAGAGAAUGGGUUUGAAUUUGACCUGCGACAGGUUGGAAAGGAUGCGCUGGAAGAGGAGAUCAUCGCUGCCAAUGAGGAUGCCAAGGUAGACGGCAUCAUUGUCUACUACCCGAUCUUUCCGGGCAACCCCACGCACGACAAGUACAUUCAGGAGACAGUGGCUCUUGAGAAGGACGUCGAGGGCUUGUGCCACAAGCACCUCUACAAUAUGUAUCACAAUAUCAGGUUUCUUGACCCCCCCACUAACUCCAAGAAGUCGAUUCUGCCCUGUACGCCCCUGGCAGUUGUCAAGAUACUUGAGCACCUCCAGAUCUACAACUCGAUCCUGCCAUACGGGAAUCGUCUGUACGGCAAGACCAUCACUGUCAUCAACCGCUCAGAGGUUAACGGUCGUCCACUGGCGGCACUUCUAGCAAACGACGGUGCCAAAGUCUACUCUAUCGACGUCACAGGCGUUCAGUUGUUCACACGCGGGCAGGGUAUUCGGCAGCCACGUCAUCAAGUCCUCGACAAGGAGGAUUGGGGACUCAAGGACUGCAUUCCACUCAGCGAUGUCAUUAUUGGAGGCGUCCCUGUCGCUGAAUUCAAGAUCCCGGUCGAACUCAUACGUGAAGGCGCUGUCUGCAUCAACUUCUCUUCCUUCAGAAACUUUGAUGGACCUGCGGUAAAGGAGAAGGCAUCGAUAUAUGUCCCGUCUGUCGGCAAGGUCACGAUUGCUGUGCUCCUGCGGAACCUAGUACGGCUCAUUGCCAACCGAAAUCCGGGCGUUGAAGCGGCGGCAGCGAAGUCUUAG